Messenger RNA from Candoia aspera, 2740 nucleotides. RefSeq names its product target of myb1 like 1 membrane trafficking protein (gene TOM1L1). The record is from RefSeq and is a predicted model, not a curated record. Lineage: Eukaryota; Metazoa; Chordata; Lepidosauria; Squamata; Candoiidae. Gene Ontology annotation, biological process: signal transduction. Gene Ontology annotation, cellular component: endosome; membrane. The transcript has 15 exons. Bases 134 to 1540 code for a protein of 468 amino acids. Gene Ontology annotation, molecular function: clathrin binding; ubiquitin binding; phosphatidylinositol binding.
GGCGAUCCCCGACGGGGCAGCCACGGGAGCAGAGGAGUGAGGCGUCAGCGUGAGCUGCCAGGGAGGAGGCUGGGAACGCCGGGCGAAGGAAGCUACUGGUCUCCCGAGCGCGUCUGGAAACUCGGGCGCAAGCAUGGCUUUUGGAAAGAGCCAGAAGGAUGCCUUCGGCACCCCCGUGGGCCGUCUGAUCGAAAGAGCUACUUUUGGAACCUUGCAGACUGAAGAAUGGGGCCAGUUUAUGCAUAUCUGUGACAUUAUCAACAUGACUGAGGAAGGACCCAAAGAUGCAGUGAGAGCACUUAGAAAAAGGCUUUCCAAAAACUGCAAUCAUGUGGAGAUUCAUCUUACUUUGUCUCUCCUUGAGAUGUGCAUGAAGAACUGUGGUCCGAAUUUCCAGUCUCUGGUUGUGAAACGGGAUUUUUGCAAGGAUAGGCUAGUAAAGCUGCUGAAUCCAAAGUUUAACCUGCCAGUGGAUAUGCAGGAGAAAAUUUUGACUUUUAUCAUGACCUGGGCCAGGGGGUUUCAGAAUGCUGUGGAUGUGAGUGAAGUCAAGGAGGUUUAUCUGGAGCUUCUCAAGAAAGGAGUUGCAUUUCCAUCCUCAGAGAUCAGCAGGAGAACCACUAAGCCUUUGCCUAAAACUUCUACAAGGGCAUCAUGUAAUUCCUCCCUGAAGUGCUUUUCACAACCCCUCUCCUCAGCUGCAGUAAUAACACUGAUUCCUGAGCAGGUUGGAAAGCUCUACAGUGAACUGGACAUGGUAAAAAUGAAUGUCAGGGUCAUGUCAGCAAUACUGAAAGAAAAUGUUCCUGGAUCAGAAAACCCAGAUGAUAUGGCACUCCUACAGAAGCUCUACAAGACAUGUCGGGCAAUGCAAGAGAGAAUUACGGAAUUGCUAGCAACUGUGCAGAAUGAAGACAUGAUUACUGAACUCAUACAAGUGAAUGAAAAUCUAAAUAAUGUCUUAUUGGGACAUGAAAGGUUUUCUAGAAACAGAGUACGUUUCUUGGAGAAUCAGAGAAUCCAAAAUGAACGCAUGGCAGCCAGUGGAAACCAGCCAUCUGCUCCUUCCUGCGAUUUGCUUGCCCUUGAGUCAAGUCCUCCUGCUGCUGUGCCAAAGCCUGUGAGAACUGACCUUCCCCAGUCUUCAGAGUUAAAUAAUCCACCAAAAAGUGUGGCUCUUCCACAUCCUCAUUCUGCUCUGCCAUCAAUGUACCCUCAAUUAAACUCACCCAGUAUUGCAAAUGCUUCACAGUCCUCGUUCCCAGCAGAAGCACAAAGUACAUGCCAGGUGAUCCCAAAUGGUCAGAUGUAUGUCAAUGUAAGCACAUGUUUAAAUCCCGAGCCCUUGUAUGCUGUAAACCUGCCAAGUAAUGGUACGGGAGAUGCACCACCAGCAGACAUACCAAAAAGUAACCCACAUCCUCCUAAUUAUUAUGAGCUAAUGGAAUUUGAUCCUUUGGCCCCUUGUGACAAAACCCAACAUAUUUAUGAAGAAAUUGAUCCACACCUCUUCAAAGCACAGGUUAACAUCAGUUGCUAGAAGCAGAUGCCAGUAACAAGAAUUUAUCUAACAACAUGGUAGACUGCUGAUUGCUUCAAAAUCUGUCUUUUAAAAGACAGAAACUACUCAGUAGGCAGAGAUUUGGGAUAAGGUGAUUUAUCAAACUAUUCAACAGAAGACACUUCAAAUCUAAGAUGUGUAUCCUACAUACCCUACCUUAAGUACAUUGCAUCAGGGUCAACUCAUUAAAAAUGCAAAAUUCACUUUUGCAAUCUUUGGACCAAAACCAUUGAUACAGCUAGUGUUUUUCAAACAUUCAGUCUUCUAGGAAGUGUAACAUUCAAAUUGCAACUGACAUUUACAGAAUCUUGCACCUAGAGUAAGUUACUUUUAUAGAAUUCUUUUAAUAAUCAAAGCAAAAUCUUUUCCCACAGGAAGAGCUAUGCCACAUAUGGCUGAAUAAUUGAUUAGUAUCUAGGAGAACUGUUUAUGAUCCCAAUCAAAGCACUUGAGUGUUGCAUCCAUGACUAUACCUGUAGGGGCCCAAGCUCAGAUCCAAAUGGUCGAGUACAAGGAGAGACCUAGCUGUUAGUUAAAUCUUGCAGUCAGAUUUCCUGGCAGGCUAUUUGGUAGGACAGAUCUUACAGUUUGUCUUUAAUGUUACGCUUUGGUGAAAAAUAAUCGCUAACCAGGUAGUUGGUUAGAUUUCCUUGCAGUAUGUUUCCUGUUCUUCUGAUAGUUAGCUACUGUAACAGUUUUCUCAGUUACGGAAUGCACUUUAAAAGAAAAAAAAAAGAAUAUGCACAAGCUAUUGCAAAACAAAGUAUAUGAAUCACUAGCAUUUGUGGCGUGCUACAAUAGCAAGUCUUGUUCUACUUUGUUGUCUUAAUACACUUCCAUCUGUUUUCCUAGAUUAUUUCAUUCUCUUGCAGAGAAGCUAAAUAUGUAUGAAGCAGCAGCUUUCAUAAGUUAUUGAGGGCUGCAUUGGGAGCAGCUGCAGCAAGGCACUACCAGAAUGCAUGGGGACAGCAAAGUACAAAGCAUCCGUUGUGUGGUAUUUGGAGUGACCGUGCCUUUUAUUAUAUUAUUGCUGUUGCUUUCUAUUAUCCCCAACAAUUCAGGUUAUCUUAAUAACUAAUAGUCAUGGGAUCAUAUAAAAGGGUGACUGAAAUAAGUGCCUUUUCUCUCUAAGUUGUUUCCAGAUUUAGUGUCCAAACUUGUAAUAAAUUGGUACCCUUU